This is a messenger RNA of Pseudocercospora fijiensis CIRAD86, 516 nucleotides long. RefSeq lists its product as uncharacterized. The transcript has a single exon. The coding region runs from base 1 to 516 and encodes 171 amino acids. NCBI's taxonomy places the organism in Eukaryota, Fungi, Ascomycota, Dothideomycetes, Mycosphaerellales, Mycosphaerellaceae. The record is from RefSeq and is a predicted model, not a curated record.
AUGAAAUGGUGGCAGCGCGACUUCCUAAACGCGAGAAUUGAGGAAUUGGCAAGACAUCAAGGCGGCAUCGUCUUCAACCCUCUCCUUGUCAAGAAGCUAGCAGAGACACCUGGAGAAGUCUACAGCAAAGACGCCUUGUACAACCCGAAAUUCACCAGCAGCUUCCACAGGAACCUCUUGGGCGGCGCGAGCGAAGACGCAUCCUGCACGCGCAUGCUCAUCAGCCAGCCACCUCUCACAUUCAUGACGAGCAGCAUUGAGGUGGCCGACGAGCCGUUGCCAUUGUCAGACCAGAAUGGUUCCAUGUUUGCGAUUGCUCGGGCGCUAUGGGUACCCCGGCGCACCAUUGUCGCGGACGACUACCCCUUUCCUAAGCCAUACGGGCUAGGCCAUGGGAGGACGCUUGCAGAGCUCAGAGAUAGCCUUCGUGACAGCCUUCAAGACCAUCAAGUGAUCCUUCCAGGUGCGCUGUGGACUUCCGCGUGGGCAGGAUCGAGAAACGUGGAUACGCUGUGA